GACUCAUUGAAUGGCUCCCUUCGACCUAGACGCAUGCAUCGAGCAACUGCUUCGAAAACAACUCCUCCACGAGGCGCUCUUGCGCGAAAUAUGCGAGAAGACCAAAGAGGUCCUGAUGCGCGAGUCGAAUGUCGUUCACGUUAGUGCGCCAGUGACCGUAGUGGGCGACAUACAUGGACAGUUUUACGACCUUGUAGAGAUCUUCCGCAUAGGUGGCUAUGCUCCACACACGAAUUAUCUGUUUCUCGGUGAUUAUGUUGACCGAGGGCUCUUUAGCGUUGAAACCAUAUCUCUCCUCACAUGUCUCAAGCUACGCUAUCCUGACAGGGUGCAGCUAAUCCGAGGCAAUCAUGAGUCGAGGGCUGUUACUCAGACAUACGGAUUUUAUACUGAAUGCGUACGAAAGUACGGAACGUCAAGAGUAUGGACAUACUUUACCGACAUGUUCGACUUCUUGACACUAUCCGUUGUCAUUGAUGAUCAGAUCUUCUGUGUGCAUGGUGGUCUGUCACCUUCGAUACAUUCCAUAGAUCAGAUUAAGGUCGUUGACCGAUUUAGAGAAAUACCCCACGAAGGUCCUAUGGCUGACCUGGUGUGGUCUGAUCCAGAUCCAGAAAAGGAAGAUUUCGCAAUAUCUCCUAGGGGCGCAGGUUAUACUUUUGGCUCCGGCGUUGUGCACAAGUUUCUAGAAACCAAUAACAUGUCGCACAUCCUCCGCGCACAUCAGUUAUGCAUGGAGGGAUACGCCUCCUUGUUCGAUAGACACCUCUCCACAGUGUGGUCUGCCCCAAAUUACUGCUACCGGUGCGGGAACUCGGCUAGCAUACUUGAAGUGGGCCCUGGAGGCACAAUGUUUUUCAAUGUCUUUGAAGCAGCUCCAGAGAACGAAAGGGAUGGCCCUAUGCACCAGGCUGCCCAGAACGCCGGAGGAAAGGUAGGCCAUGUAUCACUUAAUCGUCAAUACCAUCAUCUUAAUAUGUCUCCUUCUCACCCCGCCACGAAGCUGCCGGAAUAUUUUUUAUAG
Molecule: messenger RNA, 1024 nt
Organism: Heterobasidion irregulare TC 32-1
Lineage: Eukaryota; Fungi; Basidiomycota; Agaricomycetes; Russulales; Bondarzewiaceae
Exons: 7
Coding region: 11-1024 (337 amino acids)
Biological process (GO): peptidyl-serine dephosphorylation
Cellular component (GO): FAR/SIP/STRIPAK complex
Molecular function (GO): protein serine/threonine phosphatase activity
Source: RefSeq, a predicted model, not a curated record